AUGGAAGAGAAUCCGCUGCAGUGUACAAUCUGCAAAAAUGUGAGUCACAGUUUUAUGUUUAUGAAAUAUGAAAUAGAGAAAGUGAAAUCUUGAAGGAAUUGGAUGAUCCGAUAUUGUUGAGCUGUCAGCACACAACCUGCAGGAAAUGCUCCACGAGCUCCCCGAGCUGCAAAGGAUGCUCUCCGGUGCCGUCGACGUCGAGGAGCCACACUCCGCAGCCGGACAGACUGGCUGCCUUCCUGCUGGAUGCGUCCAAGGAGGAGAUGGAGGAGUGUGCCAAUUGUGAACAGGUUUUGGGUUAGGGCCAAACUUUUAUGACUCUUUUCACUUUGCAGAUAUCCUUGCCCAUGUUCUACUGCGAAACGUGUCAACAGUCGCUGUGUCUCCACUGUCGAAGUUCCACACAUCAAGCCCGAAUGUUCUCAUCCCACAAGAUCAUCACUUCGGACGAAAGGAGCAAAGUGUACGGAUCGGCGUUGUGCAAAGAUCACAAUGAACCGUACAUUCUUUACUGUUCCGACGUCCGCAAACUCGUCUGCAUUCAAUGCUUCAAUGGGCGACCUCUCGAAGAACGGCACAGCUUCAUUUCCAUCGAACAGGGCCAUCGGAUGUGUCUGGAGAAAAUAGAGCAGGCGGCUGCGAAACUCAGGUUUUAUCAGUCUGAGCGGCAAGAAGAACUGUAUGUGCGGCAGAGAGUACUCGAUGAGAAUGCGUCGAACUUUGACGAGGCGAAGACGGCGCUGUACCAACUGUGCCAGCAGAUAAUCGAUACGGUGAUGACGACUAGGGAGAAUUUGGCGAAGGAACUCGUGAAGCAGCAGGAACAGAGCGACGAGCAGUGCAAACGACAGAUAAAAGAGAUCGAGGCGGUCAUGGUAUGUCCCUUCAAAUGAUCUCUUCAGUUACACAACUCUUUCCAUUAGGGUCCCGUUCGUUUGUGUCUCUUCUCUGCCCAAAUUAUGUGCACAACAGCUUCGAAGCUCGACGUUCUGCAGCUCUGCUCACAACUUCAGAAGAGAAUAGGCGCUCUACUCGACAGAACAGUCGAUAAGUUGCCCGUUUCGUCGACGCCGGACAGCAUUGAAGUCCGUUCGGACCUGGCGAAAGCUCUUGAGCCGUACCUCGGAAUGUCGGCCGCCUGGUGUCCGAUAAGCGUGUCGCGGGAGGGAAGUUCUUCCAACUCGUACAAAAGGGGCUCCGGAUCGCACAAAGCAAUGCCGAUGCUUUCGAAAUUUCAAGCGACGAUCGACCUUGCUGGAGCAUUUGGUCAGCUUUUCGGCAAAGUUGAUCGUGAGUCUCACUCCGAUCUUUCAUCCCCAAUUUUUCCGUUUUCCAGACCCUCUGCGUCAGUUGGUCGUCGAAUUAGCCUCGACCAGUCAACAAGUGCUCGAGACCCAAAGAGACUUGACCAUCCGACGGUGUCUCAUUGAGAAAGAAGGCGUGGAAAAGUUGGUGAAAAUGUGAGUUGUGAAGUAAAUUAGCAGAUAUGAAGAUUUUGAAUUUAGGUGUAAGAAAAUCGAGGAAAACUUGGGAAUGCACUCGGCUGCUCUGGAUGGAAUGCAGAGUGAAAUGCAAGAAAUUUGGCAAGAGCAACUGGAUCGAGUACGUCGGCAACAGAUAAUAUAUCGGGAGAAAGUGGAAGAAAUUCUGAACCUUCGGGACACUGCGAGACAAAUUCUGACUGCGGCGAAGCAGCUGGUGCCGUAUGUCUCCUGCAUUCUGAACAUGAAUGCGAUGAUCGACCCUAAGUACGUUUACUCCGUGACUCCACACACCGACAGUCUUUUUUCAGGCGUUGCCAUCCGCCGGAUCCAGCUCCAAUGGAAAGUAUCUGUUUGGAAAUCACCGGAAUCGAGCCGAACAGUCAGACGAGAAUUCUGGCGAUCGAGAAGGAAGAAGAGAAUCGGAGACUGUAUCAGGAGGCGAAGAAGAAGGAGGAAAUGGCCGGACAGAGUGCGGCGAUGAAAACAUUGAAACACGGAAAGUUAAAGAGAAAAGAGAUGCAUCGAAUGAUGGUGAACACGAAUAGGGAAAGGAGUCCGGGAGGCACCGACACCGCACUCAUCAGUCCGUGCGUCCGGAGAGUGUGAGUCAAGUCUCUUUCGAUUGAAUUUCAGAGUGUUGUUUGUAGGAGCUCCGUGCUGAAAGAGGAGACGAACUCAGAAUUGGAUGCCGAAGAGUUUCUUGACGAGUGCUUCGAGCUGAGCGCCGAGCAGUACGAGGAGAUCGUCGACGGAACACUAACCGAAGAGGACCGUUGCAGCUCGGCACUCCUUCUUUCUCUCGAUAUUCCCAACGACUCCAUUUCCCCACUCCCUUCUCUUGAUCAGCUGAUCGGAAAGAUCCCGUUGGCUUCUCGCGUGACCCAUGACAUCGGAUUUAGUCGGGGAGCCAUGUUGCAGAGUCUGAACGACGUGUUCGCGCUGCAGAAGCCGCCCACGCCCGAGAACAUCACCGUUUCCGAGGAACGGAAUGUCCUCGCUUCGGCUGUCAGGAAUGCGGAGAAGAGAAAAAGCGGAGCAGGUUUGCCGACAAAUUCGGAGAAAGAAGAGGAGAUUGAAAAGGAAAAGGAGGAAGCGGCGGAGAAGGAGAAAAAGAAGAUUGUGAGAAGGCGAGUGAAGAAGAAUACAAAGGAGGACGUGGAACAGUCGGAAGAGGAAGCGCCGCCGCCAUUCGGUGCUCUGCCGGACUGUCCGUUCGUGCCGCAGGAGAUCUUCGAGAAAGACGACAAAAUCGGAAUGUUCGAAGCGAAAGAAAGAGUCUUACAGAGUUUGAAGCAUAAAAUGAAUCAGAAAAAGGAACUAGAAGAAUAGAUGUUAAGCGAAGUCAUAUAUGUACUUUAAACCGGUGUACCUGUAAAUAAACCCAUUUUGUUUCAAUCUCUCUCCUCCUUGCUAUUUCGGAAUCUCAGCAUAUAUCCUCCGACACCUAUAAAAGCAGUGAGCCGCGUCGAUUUCAAUUGAAUCGCUCGUCGUAAAUAUGGCUACCUGAAUGAUAAAAUGGCUAAUGUUUGCGUAGUGAAACUGGACACAAGAUUGUAGGUCAGAAGGAGGCUGGGGGGCGGGGCCAGCGUCCGGAGUGGUAUCAAAGUUAUGAUUCAUUCGGAAUCCGUUCCUCAUGAUAUUGCGAACUUCUCCACGCUUUCUCCUAAUUCCCGUUCUGGCCUUCAUUCUACCGGCCACCGCAAACGGAUGCCGUGACAAAGAAACUGUCGCGUUUUUUGUGAACGGAGAGGCGAACCUGCCCGCCUCCGGGACCGCGUGCUUCAAUUCGUGUGCUCUUGGAAACUGCACAGGCAAGUGUCGAUUACUUUUCAAUUUCAUAUGAAUCUUUGUGUUUAGGAGUUUUGUUCCAAGGAGAGAUAUGCAUAACUAUUGACAAGACCAACUAUUUCGGGCGCAUUGAGCAGAAGAAUUACAUUGAGAAGCAGUGCGUGAAAAAGGCGAAUCACAAGUUGCUCGUUUCCGAGUGGGAUGACAGAAUCCUCGUGGAUCGCAGUCGUUCCGUCCGAAAAGCCGAAUCCAAACUUGAAUGUCUCAGUUUCUGCGCCCAGGAGAAGGCGUUCCCCUGCCUGUCGGCCAUGUUCUACCACGAGAGCAAAGACUGUAUUCUGAAUUCCGCGUCGAGUGCUUCUGCUCAACUUACGGGUACGAGCGGUUUCAAAGUGUCCUACAUGGAACUGCACGGUUUGAAGGGUAAGUGAAACUGUUAGGAUCCGCCGCGCGCAUGUCACGCCUCGAUGACAUAAGCGCAGAGGGUAUCCGGUUCAAGGAUGGAUGACUGAUAGAAUUGAAGUGUUGCAGAAGCGGUUCACUGCCUCAACGCGUUCAAGAUGGUCGCCCACGACGCGUUGGAAAUCCGCGGAGAAUCACGCAUUUACAAUGGCUCGGACGGAAUCGCCAACUGUAUCGAACGGUGCAAAGAUUGCGACAUCGUGCUCUUCAACGAGAUCUUCUCUGAAUGCUACAUUGUCUGGUUCGACCCCUCGGGACAGUGGCUCGACUUUGUGAACGACGAGUAUCAGGUGCUCGUCAACGCGUGCUCCGACUACAAAAAAGACUGCAAAUCUCGCAAUUCUCUCUUCGUUUCCUAUGCGAAUCCAGACGAGAAGAUCAAGGCGGAGUGCCUCGAGAAGUGUGCAAUUGAAGAGGAUUGCCAGUUCGCAUAUCAGUCGAAAGACCUCAAUAGCUGUGUGAUCACAAGAAGAAAGAAGGCGUUGCCGUUGGUGGCGCAGAAAAUGUGCGUGGAUGUGGGCGACUUGACCGAUGGAUCCGCCAUCCUUUUCGACGAGAUCGGAGGGUGCAAGAGGGAGGAGGGACACUUGGUUUCGAAGAAUCUGGAACUGCAUCAGUGCAUGCAAUUGUGUGCCACACACCCCACAAGAAGGUCAGUCUUUCCUAGGUCUACUUUAGUUGUACAUAAUAUGAUUCCAGUUGUGAAUCGAUUACUUACACAAAGUCCCGUCGUUGUUAUCUUCACGAUGGAGCCAUCGAAACAGACGAGAACAAUGUGAACUGCUCAAUUUUCACGCUGAAUGUGAUCACUUUCGAAACGAAAGUACAAAGUAAGCCGUUCUUUGAAAUAAAUUAGUUUAUAACCAUGUUCAGCGACUCUUCCCCCGGGCGAUUCUAAAGUUAAGAAGCCGAACAAAGCGAAGACAUUCUCCUCUGGCAGCAAAAAAGACCAGAAGAAGAUUGAAGAGAGUUAGUUGAAAAAGUUGUUGUCAUUUCAAUCAAUCAUUCCAAUAUUUUCUAGAGAAACUCCUCAUCAAAGAGUCGCCGAAGAAAUCGGCGCUUCUGGACGUCAAGAUCAGUACUCAAUGCAAUUUUGGUGAUAUUUCGGUCAGAGUCUCUUCGGAAGACCUCAUCGGUGGUGAAGUCUAUGUGCGUAACGCUCAUACGAACUGUUCCGCCAAGAUUGGAUCGAAAGGCGAGGCAAAUCUGAAGAUCCGCCACAACGACACUUCGUGCCCCGUCACAAAGAGCGGUGACGUCUUCGAGACCGUGGUUGUUGUGACGCAAAACGUUGGAAAUGCGACCGUCAUAACGAUCGAUGAUCAACUAUUCAAAGUCAGAUGUGAUUAUUCGAAUCAGAAGAAGACGGUUGCCGUGGCGAAUACCAUGAAUCUCCGGUUGGAAAGAGAGCACGACAUGUUUGGAAAUAUAUUUAUUGCAGAACAACGUCCUUCUCAAACCUUGACAUUUAUGGAAAAGUGAAUGUGAAACCGAUGAGUAUGGAGCUUCGUGGAAAAAGAGAAAUUGUGAAGGCAAGGACUGUCCAGAUCGGACAGAGUCUCGACCUCAUUUUCACCGCCGAUAACAGCACUUCGGCUCGUCACGUCUUCGUCCGUCGAUGCACUGCUUUCGACCAUGAUGGCGAUGAGAAGAUUUCACUAAUCAAGAAUGGGUAGGCGAAAACGAAAACAAAAGUAGCCUCAGAUCGUCAAACCUCAAGGGUAGUUCUAAUCAGGGGAUUUCAGCUGACACGCUUAAAUACCAUCACUGGCGGGCAUCCAACUCAAAACUGCUCGCGCGGCUGCCAAGAGUGUACCCCACUCGACCACAGACAGAGGUCGGCGGGCGGCCACACGAGGAAUAGACAUUAGCGCGCGCACGCACACACUCGCCAGUCGUUUUCGUAUUCUUGCAAGGGUUCCGAUUCAGAUGUGCUACUCAGAAUGCGAAGGAAUACGUGUUACGCAACGAAAUCAAAGAGACCAAGACCGGUUUCGUUCUGCCUUUCCGGGCGUUCCGCUUCAAACAAGGCGAAGCGGUCAAGAUCGAGUGCGAAGUGAAAUACUGCGAAAAGUGCAAAAAGGCGAGUUUUCUGUUAUACUUUUUCGUCUAUUUCGUGACAUUUUCAGCCGAACUGCUCAGCCAGAAAUCGAAGAUUCGCAUCGGAAGAUGAGGAAGAAACACUGACGGACAACGAUGAAACCGAACAAAUCCGAGCAGAGCUGCUGGUCCAAACGGUGACCUCCGAGAAGGCGAAUGGAUAUUGCAUGCGAGCGGUCCGAUGGAUCGCAUUGA
Messenger RNA from Caenorhabditis sp. 36 PRJEB53466, 6029 nucleotides. Lineage: Eukaryota; Metazoa; Nematoda; Chromadorea; Rhabditida; Rhabditidae. The record is from the annotation of a GenBank genome assembly.